Messenger RNA from Pocillopora verrucosa, 3544 nucleotides. Lineage: Eukaryota; Metazoa; Cnidaria; Anthozoa; Scleractinia; Pocilloporidae. The record is from RefSeq and is a predicted model, not a curated record.
UAUUCAUGCCUGCUUAUUGUCUUUAUCAAUUUUCAUAGUGUAAGCUCUGGAGGAUAUUUUUUAUCGAUUGAAUAGGAAAAACCCGCAGGAUUGUAGAAAAGCGAAGCGUCGAGGUCGAAGAGGUUGCGUGGUCACGUGAUACUGGUUGGUACAAUCGAUCAAUCAUUGAAGAGAAUAACAAAGUUGAGAGGUCUUCAAACAUGGCGGGCAGUACAUCUCCGGUUUCGAAGCAGGCAUUUCACGAGACCUACGAGCUAAAGGAAGAACUGGGAAAAGGUGCAUUCAGUAUUGUUCGUCGAUGUGUACAUAAGGAGACGAGACUUGAGUAUGCCGCCAAAAUUAUCAACACCAGAAAAUUAUCAUCCAGAGAUCUUCAGAAGCUCGAACGAGAAGCCAGGAUAUGCCGCCUACUAAAGCAUCCUAACAUUGUUAGACUUCAUGCUAGCAUUGCAGAAGAAGGAUACCACUAUCUAGUGUUUGACCUAGUAACAGGAGGAGAAUUGUUUGAAGACAUUGUUGCAAGGGAAUACUAUAGUGAAGCUGAUGCAAGUCACUGCAUACAGCAGAUACUUGAAAGUGUUCAUCACUGCCAUCACAAUAAUGUAGUUCAUCGCGAUUUGAAGCCUGAGAAUUUACUUCUUGCAAGUAAAGAAAAAGGUGCAGCUGUCAAGCUAGCUGACUUUGGGUUAGCCAUUGAGGUGGAUGGUGACAAACAUGGUUGGUAUGGUUUUGCAGGAACACCAGGUUAUCUCUCUCCAGAAGUCCUCAAGAAGGAGCCUUAUGGCAGAUCUGUGGACUUAUGGGCAUGUGGUGUUAUCUUGUACAUUCUACUUGUUGGUUACCCUCCUUUUUGGGAUGAAGACCAACACAAAUUGUAUGCUCAGAUUAAGGCUGGCGCUUAUGAUUAUCCAUCCCCAGAAUGGGAUACAGUCACAGAUGAGGCAAAGGAGCUCAUUAACACUCUGUUAUGCGUUGAUCAGUCCAAAAGGAUAACAGCUACAGAAGCGCUGAAACAUCCGUGGAUCGUGAACCGUGAACGUGUGGCCUCCAAAGUACACAGACAAGAAACGUUGGACGGAUUGAAGAAAUUCAAUGCUAGAAGGAAACUUAAGGGCGCAAUUCUGACCACUAUCCUGGCAACGAGUAAUUUUAAUCUUUCUUCAGUUCGACCUUUUGUCAGUAAGAAAAAGGGAUCGGAUGAGGAACUUACGGUUCAUUCUGAAGAUGAACAUGAGGUUGACGUGUCAGCAAAUAAAGCCAAAGAACAGCACAUCAUUCAACUUACUCAGAAGUUGAUAACUAGUAUCACGACUGGGGACUUCGACACCUACAGCAAAUUAGUAGACCCACAUGUGACAGCGUUCGAACCUGCAUCUAAUGGCAACUUAGUUGAAGGCUUAGAGUUCCACAAGUUUUAUUUUGACAAUUUGCUCGGCAAAAGAGCAACUCCAGUCAAUACAACUAUUUUGUCGCCCCACGUACACAUGCUAGGAGAUGAAGCUGCUUGUAUCUGCUACGUUCGGCUUCAACAGUUCAUAAGCAGUGCUGGUGUACCGUUGACAAGGCAGACGGAAGAAACACGAGUCUGGCAGAAAAAGUCUGGACAUUGGAUCAACGUACAUCUACACAUAUCAAACGCGACAUGCAGUCCGAAAAGUUAAGACGAGUUGGCUGCACAUGGUAAUUCCUGACGUCAUUGUAAUGGCGGAAGUACUUUAGCGUAUGGCGCUUUGAAAUAAUACACGAACUGAGUGGCACGUGACUAAGCAGGACGCCCGCAAUACAUGAUGGCCAUUGACUUUUGUCAAACUAGUAAAAUUGAAUCGCAAAAAGGUUGCUUAUACUAGAACAUAAUGCUUGUUUUAAACUGUGUCAACUUGUAUUUUAAGAAAUAAUAUUACUGCGUUCUGCCGCACCAUGUAGUAAUAUCCGGCUUUUGGUCAUGAUUUUACGGGAUGUUUGGUAGAUUUUAUUUCAAGGUUGUAAAUACUAUCUAAAGUAACAAUAGGUUUCUUUCAAUGCUGCAAUGUAGUUAUGAAAACAGUCACUUUCUCCAAUGAAGGCCAUGGAAAUGUAGGCCGAGUCCUCACAGUUGGAAGUUAUUUAUUUAUUAAUUUUUUCCCGAAUUCAGGGAUUAUUGUUGCAUACAAUUGUUGGAAAUGUUGGAAUUUUCUCAGUGUGUUAUUUGAAUGUCGAUUAUGUAGGUGUGGUAAAAGAAAAGUUGCGUGAUACAAUAGAAUCUAAUUUUUAAUUGAAUUUAGGAAUUUUAAUUUUAAAAUGUAAUAUUUGGGGUAUGAUGAGGGUUUAACUACUUCACAAAAAUAUUUUACAAGUUGUUCUAGCUUGUUAUUGAAUUACAAACUAUAUGGCGCAAAACAAAAUUAAUCUGUUAUAAACAGUAAACUCAAUAGUAGGAGGGAAAUAUUUGGCGCUUAAAAAGGUUUAACAGUUUUAUUAUUAUUAUCAUUAUUAUUAUUAUUAUUAUUAUAAUCGUAAGUCAUUAUUAUUAUUAUUAUUAUUAUUAUUAUUAUCAGUGUAUUAUGAUAAUCUUUAUUGUCAUUGUUAUAACUACUAAUAUAACACGUGUUACAUUUCAAGUAAUUAACAGAGAAUUUUCGAAUGAAUGUCAAGUUGCAAAACCAGAUCCAAGGUUAUUCUCACGGCCGAUCAGAACAAAGGAAAUAGUAGCGGGAAUUCUAUUGAGAAUUUCUUUAUUCCGACAACCGAUUAAUUGCAUUUAGGUAAUUAACUGAAUUUAAGCAAUUUAGAAGUUCAUGAAACCUGCUGGCCUUUGAAACUGUCAUUCAUAUGUCAACUUCCAUCGGACAUAAUUAAUACGCGCAGAUUAUAGUAGUAGUACAUUUACAGUAGGCGCUCAUGUUUUACUUACUUCCAGGAUCAAGAGUCAGAGAGAAAAAUUUGUUAGCUUUGCUUACUUAGGAUUUUUGGAAUUGUCCAUAUUUCGUGAAUUUCGUCGUGCCUGUCAACUUAAGAGGCCCCCGUCAAGGUCUUUGGACAGGUUGCAAGUUUUCUGUAGUGUUCGUGUCUUUGUUACCGUUAAUUUCGUCGGGACAUUCGUCUCUCAAGACAAAUAUCCAGGAAGGAAUGUCAUGAUGUUUUAAUGUAAUUUUUGUCACUUGUCUUUUUACCAAAACAUGUCUAAAAGUCGUACACUUCGUAACUUUGAAACCAAGUCCAACCCGGGACUUAGCACUUUAUUAACAGACCAAAGCGCAAGUCUCUAUGUGGAUUUAAGUUACACUAUAGCUGCCCUAAUCUCUCCAUGACCAUCUAAUUAUCUCUUUUCAACAGCAAUUGCAUUUUUACAAGUAAAAAUUUUGUGCCCAAGGCCAAAUUCUUAUACUAGUAGUACUAAUUAUCGAUUUAACCUUUUACAUUGCGACAGAUUGUCCUUGAAGGAGGGCACACGUCGCGCUAUAUAUCUGUUGCAAAAUUUACUGUAGUUUUCUGUGCCAGCUGAAAUAAUUCAAACUGUAAUUGAUGGAUAGCUCAUUGCUUCAAAUUAAAUAAAGAUGGCCGUGGC